Molecule: messenger RNA, 891 nt
Organism: Ramularia collo-cygni
Lineage: Eukaryota; Fungi; Ascomycota; Dothideomycetes; Mycosphaerellales; Mycosphaerellaceae
Exons: 1
Coding region: 1-891 (296 amino acids)
Biological process (GO): spindle assembly
Cellular component (GO): cytosol; HAUS complex
Source: RefSeq, a predicted model, not a curated record
AUGAAGCCGCGUCGCAAAGACAACAACAUCGCGUUUGAUAUCACCAUGGAUGACUGGACGGCUUCGGCACUUUUCUCGCCGUCAAAGGCGCGAGCACAACAGGCGCAGGCCAAGGACUGGAAUGCCGUUGAGGCAUGGCUAUCCAAGAAGUACGGCUCACGCGUGCCAACGUUUGAAAGAAACGAGGACACGCUCCAAGCACUGUUGAGCCUGGCGGACCUCAAUGAGAGUGCGGAUGAACAGCGCAGCCAAGUGGAGAAGAUACAGAGAUCCGCCCUGCAGACACUGUCGAAGAGGCAAGAUGGUGUCGCGGGUGAAAUUCUUCACGCAGUGCUMGCGGAGUCAGCGAGCGACUCCAAUCUUGACCAGCUCGCAGAAAUGAGCAUAGCUCUGGACUGCCCAAAUGCAGAUGUGUCUACCCUAGGUCGAGAUAUGGUGGAUCUCACUUCGACAGAAUUCGAACUGGCUCAGCAAGUCCAGCGGACCGAUCGCCAGCUUGCCGCUUUAAAGGGCGAACAAGCACGCAUCACCCAGCUGCUUCGACAUCUCAAGAGCGAAGAUUUCCAAGCUCCUGCCGAUACCGUGGAAAACACCGCCGAGUGGGCAAGAAUGUCUAAGCAGCUCAAAGCCAAAAUCUCCGAAUAUGAAGAACGCCUCAGUACUUCGCGACCCGUGUCACGGUCCAAUGGCGUCGAGAACUUGCAGCGCCGGCUUGCAGAAGUAGAUCAGCAACAUGAAUUGCUGGCAAGUCUCGAAGUAGAGCUCAAGGCAUUCCAGGAUCUGCCUGCAGACGCGCGUUCGGCCAAAACGACGCUUGAAGGCGCACGAGAACGACUUCGAAGGCUCACAGAGAAGCGCGAUGGCCUUUUUGAGAGUCUUGCGGACCAAUGA